Molecule: messenger RNA, 1404 nt
Organism: Aspergillus fumigatus Af293
Lineage: Eukaryota; Fungi; Ascomycota; Eurotiomycetes; Eurotiales; Aspergillaceae
Product: putative WSC domain protein
Source: RefSeq, a predicted model, not a curated record
AUGCGAGCAGGAGCUCAGCAUCUGCCAUUCAUUCUGUCAUGCCUUGAGCUGGCCUCGGCAUUUUUCAAGGUCCCCUGUAGCAAUCCACUGGUGGUCGAGAGAGCAGACCCCAUUGUCCAGCCAGGCGUUGCCGCAAGCCAUGCCCACACUAUCAUGGGAGGCUCCGGUUUUGGGUUCACGAUGGAUUACAACCAGACGCAGGAGUCGAAAUGCAGUUCCUGCUCGCCCAUUGCCGACAAGUCCAACUACUGGAUUCCCACGCUAUACUACCAGGCCGAAAAUGGCAGCUUCACCCCAGUAGAGCAGAAUGGAGGAGCUCUGAUUUACUAUCUACAACGACCCGAUCCGAAAAACAAAACGGUUCUAGCACCCCCGAAAGACCUCCGCAUGGUUGCUGGGAACCCAAUGGACCGGAAAUUCAAAGGCACGCACGAAGCAGAGGCCCGGAGUUACGCUUGCUUGGACUACAACGGCCCAGCGAAGCCCGAGACAAACGGAUUCCCAAACUAUAACUGCCCAAAUGGACUUCGAUCUCAGGUGUUCUUUCCCUCUUGCUGGAAUGGCGUGGACUACGAUAGUCCGGAUCACAAGUCGCACAUGGCGUACCCGAUUGACUCGUAUAAUAGCGGCGCUUGUCCCGAGUCACACCCCAUCAAGAUCGUCUCCAUCUUCAUUGAAGUUAUCUGGAAGACCGAGGCCUUCGCGGACAUGUGGUACGGAGACAGCCAGCCGUUUGUGUGGUCCAACGGUGACAAGACGGGGUAUGGCCUCCACGCGGACUUUGUCAACGGAUGGGACGUGCCCGUCCUUCAAGAAGCACUCGAUACCUGCGACGACAUGGGGGGCGAUAUCAGGAACUGCCAGGUCCUUAAGCUUUACGACGAUGCGAUAACAGAAGGCUGUCUCUUGGAACCAUCCAUCGACGAGAAACUCGAUGGCUGGCUCGACGCCCUUCCUGGUUGCAACCCCGUUCAACCCGGACCCGACGACGCCGUACCAGUCAAGAACUGCGCCGCACCUGGAAUUGGAGAGCCGCAGCACUACUACACCGACGUUACCAAGGAACUCGGGUGGGCGUGGAUCGGGUGUGCUCGUGAUUACAUCAAUUUCGAGCACAUCCUGGCCGAGUCGAGCUCCAGUAGCGACGACAUGACAGUGCAGAAGUGUAUCCAAACUUGCAAGAAAGGCGGGUAUACCUAUGCUGGGGUUGAGUAUUCGCGGGAGUGUUACUGUGGGAAUAGCAUUGCCCCGGAGAAGAUGCCGUCUGUUUCGCCAAUGGGCAAGUGUCUGCAUCCCUGCAGUGGUGACCCCAGUCAGAAUUGCGGUGGAUCUGGGUAUAUUGGGCUUUAUCAGGAGUGUGGGUCGAGCUGUGACAAUCUUGAGUAUCCGGCUGUUCCCGAGUAA